UCUCUCUCCAUUACUCACACUGCGUCUGUAAUGUUUUUGAAUUAGAUAUAUUCUGUAGUGUUUCACUGCUCUUCUAACACAACAAUGGACGCGGACAUUACGGAGAUAAUAGAGGAUUUCAUGGAAAGUGCGUUGGCGCAAUGGGUUCAGAUGUUUGAGAAGAUGGUUGAGAGGGAGGAUGGCAUCUCACUCUACAGCCUGGAAGUGAACUCAAUUUCCCAGAGUACCCGAGAUCGCUACCUCAGGCUGACCAAUGGGAUUUUCCUCAAUGAGGUCAUGAGGGUCAUAGACCCAAACCCCAAAAUGGAGCGGCUUUACAACAGUGGGAGAGAUGACCACAUGCUGAGAGUGCAGAACUUUUCUAUUUUAAAUCGACACCUCAGAGCCUUCUACCAGGAAGACCUGCAACAGUUGAUACUGAUGCCCCUCCCGAAUGUCGCCAUGCUGGGGCAGGACCCCCUUACAGAGGCGGCGGUGGAGGAACUCAGGCGACUGCUCCUCCUCUUAUUGGGUUGUUCUGUGCAGUGUGAGAAGAAGGAGACGUUCAUUCAGCAGAUUCAGUCUCUGGACAUUGAGACCCAGGCGGCCAUUGCCAGCUGUAUUCAGCAGGUGACUCAGGAUCCUCGCAUGGUGCUGCCGCUGCAGUGGGAGGAGCUGGUGGAGGUGGAAGGUGCAGACUUACAGCCGGUGUUCAGCUCCAUGGCCAAACAGAUUCAAGGCCUGAUGGCACAGAGAGACAGUCACCUGGAGAGGAUAGCAGAGCUUUGUCGGGAGCGGGAGGCCCAGGCUGACUCAACCACGGUGCCCCUGGGCGUUCAAAGCGACGAGCCACCCCAAGGUCUGGCACUCCAGCUGGCAGAUAGCAAGGCCAAACUCCGCCGCCUUAAACAACAACUGGAAGAUAAAGGGGAUCAGAUAUUGGAUAACAAGCAGGAGAUCCAAACCAUGGAGGAGCAGCUGAAGAAGCUUCAGAAAGAGAGCCGCACUCUGCAGGGUGAGGUGAGGGGCAUGCGUGCACUGCGGGAUGAGCUGGACUGCGCCCGAGAGCGAGCUACACGGGCCGAGCAUCUCCAGACUGAGCUUCAAAGUUGUAAACACAGAUUACGCAGCCUGGAGCUCACACGGACUCAGCUGAAGGAGCAGCAGCAGCUGUGCGCGGCGCUGCAGGAGACCAAAGCUCUCCUGGAAGAACAGCUGACCGGGGCACGGGCACGUUGCUCUUCGUUAAGGGAACUGGAGAGGGACAAUCUUCUGUUGCGAAAUAAAGUCAUGGAUGUGGAAGCGGAGCGGGAGACUGAGAGGCAGCGAGUUGACGAGCUGCUGGAGAUGAACAUGAGCCUUGAGGCGGACCUGAGGCACAGCAGCAGCGACGGAGGGGGCAGCGUUCCGUCUCUGGUCGCUGCGGUUCGCCAACAUUUCCACCAAUCAGAACUGGACUCUGACGAGGAGCUGAGCGAACUGAUUGAUCAGAAGCCGCUGAGCGUGGAGGUGGGUGAGGCUUCAACGCUGAGGCUGCUGGGAGCAGAGCAGGAGAACGCAGAGCUGAGGAGACGACUGGAGGAGCUACAGGCCCAGCAGGAGGCGGAUUCUCCAGAAACAAAGGAUGAGCUGGCUGGUCUGGAGAUGGAGCAUCAGAGUACACUCACUGAGUUUCAAAACUUGAAGAAUGAAAAUGCCACAUUGAAGCAGCACCUAGAACAGCUUGUGACCAAACUCCAACACCAAGAAGACCAGACGAGGGGAAAAGGAACGAAGAAGCCUUGCAGAGAGGAGGAGGAGAGGAGGGAGAGGGGAGUCCAGGGCUCUGAAUCCUGCCGUGGGGAGGGAGAAGGAGGGGUGAAGAUGAUGGAGGGGAGGGAGAGAAGAGGAGAAAUCAUUGGGACCCAGCGGGAAGCAGGCGUGGGCGAGGAGGUUCUCCGCAUUAUAGGGGGAAAAGGUGAACCAUGUGAUGAGGAGAUUGAGCUCAAAAGGAGGGGAGAGGCAGAGGGGGGGCAGAAAGAAAGGGAGAGACAGGAGAGAGAAAGUGGACUAAAGGAAGAGCAGCCUGCGUCAACAACAACCUCCGAGGUCCAGAAACAUCCACAAAGCAUAAAAGAUAACGCCGAGAGCACAGCUGCAGAGCAGACUGAGUGCUGCCUGCCUGCUCCUGAUGUGGAGCUUCUGACAACCCGACUCAUGGAGGCCCAGGAGGAGGCUGACAGACAGGCUAAUGCUGCCCAAGUUCUGUACUCCAAGCUGGGAGAGCAGAGCAAGAAAACUGGGGAGGCUGAGCAGAGGCUGGUGGUCUUGGAGGCUGAGCUGCAGCGUCUGAAGAAAGCCGCUGGAAAUCUGGGAGAAGCUCGCAGGCAGAUAGAGGUGCUACAGUUGGACGGUCUGACCAUGGAGGAGGAGCUGUGUCGCCUGCGGAGCCAGGCCGAGCUUCACAGGAUGCAGACCACGGUCAUCGCCACCCUGGAGGGCGAGCGAGCCGCACUGGAGAGAGACAAGGAGGCGCUCCGCAGCACGGUCGACACCCUGCGUACCGCCCAGCGCAAGAGGGACCAGUUGGAGCUCACCACUCAGACUCUCAAAGCAGAGCUGGAUCGCCAGGGACGCAGUCUGGAGACUUCUCGCCGUCGGGAGGAGGAGCUGGAGGCUGAGCUGCGGGAGGCCACCCUGGAGGCCGAGUCACUGGCCAGGGCGCGAGACCAGGCGCUGCUGGAGGCCUCACGGCUGGAGCAGGAGAAGGAGGUGUGUCAGUUGGAGCUGGAUGACCAGCGAAAGAAGGGGAGGCAGAGAGAGAGGGAGGCAGCAAGACUGAGGCAGCAGCUGGAGAGCACAACCCUGGCCCUGGAGAACAGCAACCAGAGAGCGAGGGAUCUGGAUGUAGAGCACAGACGUGUGUUACAGCAGCUGUCUGAGUCUACGGAGCUCUGCACUCGGCUGCAGGACCUGGAGAAAGACCUGAGCACUCGAUUAACCAGCACAGAGGAGGGUAAACAGCAGCUGCAGGAGCAGUACACAGACGCUCAGGCCAAGAUUAGCUCACUGUCCCAGGACCUUUCCAAUGAGCACACACGUUUUCAGGAACUAUCCACUGAAGUCGAACGUCUGAGUCAGAAACUACAAAAAACCGAAGCUGAACAGAAGACGGUUACAGAUUCCCUCAGCCAAUCAGAGGCGAGAAGAGACUCGCUCUCCCGGUGCCUUAAGGAGAGCGAGUCUCUUCUCCAGUUGGAAAAGCGAAGAAGAAGUAUAGAAACGGACAUUACGUCUGGUUCAAAUGCAGACUCGUCAAACAAGACGCACCUUAGUCCGACACCCACCCAGGACACGUCACCUCUGGAUCAAUCCCCUGGAGCCGGCAAAGGUCAUGACCUUUCUGUUACUCAUGAUGCUGCCACAGGAGAGACAGAGCGGCAGCUGAGUGAGCGGUUGACAGAGCUGGAAAAAGAGAAAGCAGUGGCACUCGCAGGACAGGAGGCCUUGGUGUCGCGUCUGUCCCAGUCCCAGGACACGUGUGAGCACCUGAAGGAGCAGCUGGAGGCUCUGCACCGGCGCUCGCUCAGCCUGCAGGAGUCCUGCACCCAACUGCAGACACUCAACACCCAGCUGCAGAUGGACCAAGCAUCACUGAGCUCCCAGCAUUCAGCUUUGCUUGCGUGCUGCAACGAGGGCGAGGCCCGGAGUGCGACCCUGGAGGCCGAGUCCAAGGUUUGGGCGCGUGAGCGGGAGGAGACGGUGGCGAGGAUGGAGGCUGUGAGGCGGGACCACGAGCGGAUGACGGCGCUGCAGCAGCGGCAGGAGGUGGAGCUGGAGGAGCUGCUGGACAAGCACUCUCAGCUGAGGAGCAAUAACCGCAGCCUGGAGGCCCAGCACAGGGAGCUGGAGGCCAGGUACAAGGAGUUCCUGGACGGUAAAACCCAGAUGGAGGAGAGAGAGCGGGAGAUGAAGCUGGAGCGGGAGGAGAUGGGGGCAGAGGCCCAGAGGAGACUGGAGGGAAACCGAGAGCUGGAGAGGCUGAGAGAAGACAACGUGAGGCAUCAGGCCCACCAGAAGGAGUGGUUGGCAUUGCAGGUGGAGCUGUUGGCUCAGGGCUCGGUGCUGAGGGGGGAGCUGAGCACAUCCCAGCUGGAGCGGACUCGACUGGAGGGUGAGCUCAGUGCCGUCAGGGAAACCAAUCAGAGCCUGGACCUCAGCAACGCACGCCUCACCAGCCAGUACCAGCUGUUGACCCAGCUGAAGGGGAACAUGGAGGAGGAGAACCGACAGUUAGCAGAGCAGAACCAGGGUCUGCUGAAAGAGAACCGGGCCUUAAUGGAGCAGAGCAUGGAGCGCCGUGACCAGCACUAUUCCCAGCAGACGGAUUUCCAGGAGAAGUUGGGCGAGCUCCGUCGGGAGAAGCAGAAGUUGGUGGAGAAGAUUAUGGAUCAGUACAGAGUCCUUGAGCCCAGCAUGCAAGCUCCAACCAUCAAGGCCAAGAAAUCUAACUGGAUUGCAGACAGGAUGAAGAAGCUAAUCAAACCGCGUGGAGGAGGAAGAGAGGGACGUACCCUCUUCACCGCCGCGGGCAGUGUGGAGAACCUGGCCGACAGCACUGAAUUUUCAACAGACACACACACACCUCCGUCUGAUCCCCGCAGUGCUCCGGUCUCUCCCUCUCCCUUGAGAAAAACCACAUCCGAGACAGAACCAGACAUUUCACUCCCCGGGACUCCACCCUCACGCUCCGGCUCCGGGGGCCGUCGUAAACUGGGAUCUCGUCAUGGCUGGGGGCUGGGCUUGGUCAGAGGAGGCUCUGGAGUCUCCCAAUCGUUCAGUCCUGGUGACAACAAGACACAUCCCCGUCAGCAGCUGCGCUCCAACCCGGACACGUCCACCGUCCUCUGGGAAAAAGAGAAGGGCCAAACAAGCGCACCUCAGACAGCAGAUGCACGGCCGACCAAUCAGGAAAGUGUCGAGGAGAACGAAGGGAAAGACAAUCAACAGUCCGGUGACAACACGCCGACGGCCUGAGACAGACCCACAGUCUCCACUAGAAACACUGUUUUGUGCUGUGCUUCCAGAAAACUGUUUUGAUACAGCUCUUUGUAUGUCUGAUUAUUUUAAGUACAAGAUCCUUGUAGUAUUUUUUAAUAU
Limanda limanda (common dab) is the source of this 5118-nucleotide messenger RNA. It is a transcript of the gene ccdc88b, whose product is annotated as coiled-coil domain containing 88B. Gene Ontology annotation, cellular component: cytoplasm; centrosome. Gene Ontology annotation, molecular function: microtubule binding; dynein light intermediate chain binding. The record is from RefSeq and is a predicted model, not a curated record. Lineage: Eukaryota; Metazoa; Chordata; Actinopteri; Pleuronectiformes; Pleuronectidae. Gene Ontology annotation, biological process: cytoplasmic microtubule organization; cytoskeleton-dependent intracellular transport. The transcript is spliced from 28 exons. Bases 85 to 4995 code for a protein of 1636 amino acids.